This is a messenger RNA of Paramecium octaurelia, 1045 nucleotides long. Lineage: Eukaryota; Ciliophora; Oligohymenophorea; Peniculida; Parameciidae. The record is from the annotation of a GenBank genome assembly.
AAUGCAUUUGCAUAUGUGCAUAAACAGGAGCAGCACUUGAUGGACUUGUAUAACAAAAUGAAUGGGAUAAAAGAAUUCCUAUCCUAAUUGGAAUACUAUACAGCUUUGGAGAAGUUGGAAAUGAAAUAAAAGGGCAAUCUUGAAUUUGAAGAGGAAAGCCUCACAAUUUACAAGGAGCAUUAUCAAGAAGUAUUGUCAAACGUCAUAAUCUAGUUUAUUAAAUCCUUCAAGUAGUAAUAGACAAGCAGCAAAAAUGAGAAAGAAGAGAUAAAAUAGUUUUUGAGGGAAACAUUUCCGGAAGUCAUUGAAAAGAUAAAACGAAUAAUUGCAGAUAAAGUAAAUUUAUAAUUAAAAUUAAGGAAAAAUUAAUCGAAGGUGAUAUCAAGGAACUGGCCAAGUUAAAACACUAAUAGCCAGAAGACAUCAGUAAAAGAUUCGAAGAGUUCAACUACCUCCAUUAAAAGAUCUAGGAAGGUAUUUAAAAAUUAAUCAUUUAAAUUAGUAUUGGAAUCCAAUGAUGAGUAAGACAUAUACAAGACCUUGGAGUUGUUGGAGUCAAAGAUUAUGAUAGGCUCUUUCAAAUAGAUGUAAAGUUAAGAAGUGGAUUUCUUUAUGAAGAGUGUUGACAAACUCUUCAGGGAAAAAUAAAAUCCAAAUAAGAAAUAAGAAUCCAUCCAAUUAGUUAGUUUAAUGCGAAGUAUAAUAUCUGAGUAUCUCAUCAAAAUGAUGAAUGAUUAACUUGAAUCUUCUUUUGAUUUAUUGGAUAAGGAACUCUUCUUUACCGAAUCCAAAAAUACUCAUGUCAGCGCCAAAGAUUAAUACGUUGCUCUCUUACGAAGAUUAGAAUGUAAUCCUUCUCAUAUCCUUAGAAUUGCACUUCACAGUUUGGAAAGAAGUGAUGGAAUUGCCAUAUGAUAAUUACCUAUUUGAAAUAGGUGAAAAAUAAUAUGAAUAAGCGACUCAAAUAGGCAAUCGAGCCAUUUCAUAUCACACUUAAAUGGACGAGAUGAUAAAAGCGAUGUUAGAACGUUUUUUGUAAAGAUGA